This is a messenger RNA of Aspergillus lentulus, 1446 nucleotides long. Its product is annotated as citrate synthase. The record is from RefSeq and is a predicted model, not a curated record. Gene Ontology annotation, biological process: tricarboxylic acid cycle; carbohydrate metabolic process. Lineage: Eukaryota; Fungi; Ascomycota; Eurotiomycetes; Eurotiales; Aspergillaceae. Gene Ontology annotation, cellular component: mitochondrial matrix.
AUGGCUGUGAUUCUUGUUCAUUUCAUCCACGCGUGGAAGACGCUUCUCUACUCAUACCUCGCUCUCGCUGUGACCUACUAUCAUAAAGCCCUGGGCCGGACGGCGGUUGGACCAGCUCAUGGUUCUCUCACAGUCACGGACAACCGAACCAAGCGAACCUACCAUCUUCCAAUUGCCCAUAAUGCUGUUCGAGCUCUGGACUUCCGGCAGAUCACGGCGGCUCAACCAGGGGCUGACUUUGUUGAUUAUGUGGACAGCGGGCUGCGGAUUAUCGACAAGGGGUACCUGAACACUGCAUGCAUGGAAUCCUCCAUCACCCUCAUCGAUGGCAAGCGAGGCUACAUUCAGUACCGCAACCACUCCAUUGAAGAUCUCUUCGAACACAAUGACUAUGAAGAGGUCAUUCAUCUUCUUAUCUGGGGAAAACUUCCCACUGCCACGCAGAAGCAGACAUUGCGUCAGAAGUUAGCCAUGGAAAUGAAGCCCCAUCAGUGUGUUAUAGACGUGAUUCAGGCAUUUCCGCCCGACUCGCUGACCUUCCCCAUGAUUCUGGCCGCUCUCUCUGCCUACGCCUCGGUGGAUGAAGGCACAAGAGCCACCCACUCCAAAGGCGAGCCACAAUACCUGGGAAGACCGCAAGCAGUCGACAAGGCCGUGAUUCGGACCCUCGCGAUCUUCGCCACAACAGUGGCCUUGGUGUACUGCCACAAGCGUGGGCGAGCAUUCCAGCCCCCACACCCGGAGGGAUCGUUUAUUGGCAAUGUGCUGCUAAUGAUGGGGGUAGUUGAGCCGAAUAGGCAAAAGCAGCCCCCAAAGCCCAACCGAAAGAUCGAAGCGUGCUUCCAGCGGCUGUGGAUCCUAUACGCGGACCACGAAAUGACCAAUUCGACGGCGGCGUUCCUGCAUGCAGCAUCCACGUUAACAGACCCGCUGUCGUGCUGCGUGACAGGGAUUGUUUCGGCGUACGGACCACUGCACGGCGGGGCCAUCGACAUUGCUUACCAAGAAUUCGAGAAGGUGGGAAUUCCGGCCAACGUGCCAACUCUGAUUGCGGCCGUCAAGGCCAAGAAACAGCGGCUCUUCGGGUACGGACAUCGAAUUUACAAGGUGGUCGAUCCACGCACCAAGUUCAUCCGGCGACUGAUGGACGAGCACAAAGACCAAUUGCGGGCUAAUCCCCUUCUUCAAGUGGCUUUGGAGAUUGACCGAGUGGCGUCCGAAGAUGCUUACUUCACCUCACGCAACUUGAAGGCGAAUGCAGAUUUGUACGGCUGCUUUCUGUAUACUGCAUUGGGAUUUGAGACGGAUAUUAUCGUUGCUCUGGCGAGUCUUUCUCGCACUCCGGGGGUGUUGGCGCAUUGGCGCGAGGCAAUGGGUCAGACUCCGAUGUUGUGGCGGCCGCAACAAAUUUUCACUGGGACUGUCGAGCCAGCUGAAUCAAAGUAG